Erythranthe guttata (spotted monkey flower) is the source of this 989-nucleotide messenger RNA. RefSeq lists its product as uncharacterized. Gene Ontology annotation, molecular function: holo-[acyl-carrier-protein] synthase activity; magnesium ion binding. NCBI's taxonomy places the organism in Eukaryota, Viridiplantae, Streptophyta, Magnoliopsida, Lamiales, Phrymaceae. The record is from RefSeq and is a predicted model, not a curated record. Gene Ontology annotation, cellular component: cytosol.
AAAAAAAAGAAAUGGAAGUUGGGAAAGGUGUAGAGAGAUGGGUUGUCGACAUUUCAAAGUGGAGACCUUCAACUGAAGAUUUCUCUCUCAUCAUCUCUCUUCUUCCCCACUGCGACCACUCCUCCAUCACCAGGUUUGUGAAAUUGGAGGAUAGAAAACGGGCACUUGUGAGCCGAUUGCUUCAGUAUGUCCUGGUGAAUCGAGUACUGGGAAUCCCAUUCGACGACAUCGUUAUCCGACGAACCCCCGAGGGGAAACCCUUUUUGGUAUGCGAUAAAUCGAAGAUGGAAUUUCCGAAUUUUAAUUUUAAUGUGUCGCAUCAUGGUGACUAUGUUGCAAUAGCAUCUGAGCCUAUAUGCAUUGUGGGAUUGGAUAUCGUUUCUCAUUCGGCACCUGUUAAUGAAACAGCUCAACAAUUUGUACAGAGUUUCUCGACUUAUUUCUCAAGAUUAGAAUGGUGUCAUAUAUCGAACGCCGCCUCUUCUGAUGAAAUGCUGAAAACAUUUUACAGAUAUUGGUGCCUGAAGGAAGCUUUUGUGAAGGCCGUGGGGAGCGGUGUCGGUUACAAGUUGGACGAUGUUGAAUUUCGUCACACAAAUUGGGAUAAUAUAUCUGUCAAAGUUGCCGGACAAGAGUUUAAAGAUUGGAAAUUUUGGCUUAUGGAACUCGGAAAUAAUCAUUCGAUAUCAAUUGCUAGAGGUAACCCGAGGAGUGCAAUCGCUAGUUACAGGACAACAUUAAAACAGACGGAGUUUGAAGAAAACGAGUACAAUAUAGGCCUCAAUCUCCCAAACCCGAGUUUUACUUUACUAAGAGUCGAAGAUCUUGUUCGAUUACGUCAUUUUGCUGACAACAGAAGAUCCAUUGAUAUAUUACCGACAGCACCUCACGUUUCUGAAGAAUAAGGAUCUAUUUCGUUUAGCUGUAAGAUUUUGGAGUAAACAAAGUUGAUAUCGAAUUGUUUCUUUAAACGGGCAUUUUCUGUUCAA